AUGGCCGAAGCAGCAGAGAUCGCCAACGGCUAUCCGAACGGACACCUGGGGCACUUGACGGAAGAGGAGGACACUCAGUUGAAGGCGUUCCGCGUGUUUUUGGAGGAAAAUGGGCUGUAUAAGCCUGGGCCGCCGGCUUCGCAUGAUGAUCAGACGUUGUUGCGGUUCCUUCGCGCGCGGAAAUGGGUGGUCAAGGAUGCGUACGAGCAGUUUAGGGAUACGGAGGAGUGGCGCAAGAAGAACCAGCUGGAUGUGCUGUACGACACGAUUGAUGUGGAUGCUUACGAGCAGACUCGGAGUUUGUAUCCUCAAUGGACAGGGAGGAGAGAUAGGAGGGGCAUUCCACUCUACCUCUUCCAGAUCCGUCACCUUGACUCAACAACAGUAUCAAAGUACGAAAAGGACUCCGAGGCCCGCAACGCCAGCAAAGCGGAAACCGACGGCUCCACGCCGCAGCGCCUGCUCCGACUCUUCGCCCUCUACGAAAACCUCACCCGCUUCACCCAACCCCUCUCGUCCCAGCUAACAGACCGCGAAGCCGCCGGACGCACCCCCAUCACCCUCAGCACCAACAUCGUCGACGUCUCGCAGGUCUCCCUGCGCAUGUUCUGGAACCUCAAGGCGCACAUGCAGUCCGCCUCGACCCUGGCCACGGCGCAUUACCCAGAGACCCUCGACCGCAUCUUCAUCAUCGGCGCGCCGUACUUUUUCAGCACCGUCUGGGGCUGGAUCAAGCGCUGGUUUGACCCCAACACCGUCUCGAAAAUCUUCAUCCUGUCUGCCGCCGAGGUCCUCCCGACGCUGGAGAAAUUCAUCGACCUGAAGAAUAUCCCCAAGCAGUACGGUGGCGAACUCGAUUUCAACUUCUUCGAUCGCCCCAACUUGGACCCGCACAUCAAGGAGGUCGCGACGUGGGAGAAUGGGUAUGUCGAUUUCCCGCCUGGCCCGAUGUACUGGGUGCCGGAGGCCGAUGGGGAGCGGCUGGUGUGCUUGGCGGUGGGGAGCAAGGAUGGCGCGGAGAGAAGAGAGCGGGUGUGCACUAUCCCGAGGACGUUUCCUAAGGUGGAGGAGCCAACCGGCGCUGAGGCUGUCGUUGCGGCUGAGACGGUGACCGAGGAGAAGGCGGCGGCUGCCGACGCGUCAACUGAGGACGCUAUUAAGGGUGUGGAGAAGUUGGCCGUGACUGAUGAGGAGUUGAAGAAGGAGGUUGUAGAUAUUGUGGCUGAGGAUGCUCAGCGGGCUCAGCAGGCGGGACAGACCGUGGCUGCGUGA
Molecule: messenger RNA, 1272 nt
Organism: Dichotomopilus funicola
Lineage: Eukaryota; Fungi; Ascomycota; Sordariomycetes; Sordariales; Chaetomiaceae
Product: CRAL-TRIO domain-containing protein
Exons: 4
Coding region: 1-1272 (423 amino acids)
Source: RefSeq, a predicted model, not a curated record